Molecule: messenger RNA, 2513 nt
Organism: Aspergillus pseudonomiae
Lineage: Eukaryota; Fungi; Ascomycota; Eurotiomycetes; Eurotiales; Aspergillaceae
Product: putative C6 finger domain protein
Exons: 3
Coding region: 123-2372 (749 amino acids)
Biological process (GO): regulation of DNA-templated transcription
Molecular function (GO): DNA-binding transcription factor activity, RNA polymerase II-specific; zinc ion binding
Source: RefSeq, a predicted model, not a curated record
UUGCCUUACGGUGAGGGCUCGCGCCUGCAAAAUUUAAUCGAUUCCGCCCGACGUCAAUCAAUACCUGGGAUUCUUUUCGCGCGACAGCACACUUUUCUUAAAGAGAUCAUACCACAAGGAAAAUGGCGGAGACGGCAGAUCCUGCAAGCACACCUGGCGAGUUGCCAAAACAGGCCGCCGAACCAACCGAUGCGCUGGCUGCACCGACGAGCACCUCUGCCGAAGAUUCUACGUUUUCAGCCGUGGAUGUUUCUCUGCCCCCUAUAGAUAAAUCUCUACCAGCGAUGGACACCCCUGUGACAAGUGUAGACACAACGCUCCCACCACUGGACCCAUCAAUACCGUCUCUGCCGCCAAUUGACACAUCCUUACCUCCGAUAGACACUACCUUGCCAGCUACAGACGGGGGUUUGGGAACAGAUACGCAUUUCUCGUUCGACGAUCCAGACCCAAAACACGAUGACGGAGGACUCGGCGGGCCGGAGCCUACUACGCAUGUUUCGGCAACACCUGGUAGUAAUAUUGGUGAACAACCGGGACCUUCGCCUGCUCCCGACUCUUCAUGGCAGCUGCCGUCCAAUGGUACACAUUCGCAACACCUACCUCCACUACAGAACCAAUCAGUGCAACCGCAAUCACAGUCGCAGUAUCAGCAGCCACAGCAACAGCAACAGCAACAUGCGCCGUCACAGCAGUAUCAACCCCAGCAGCCACAGCAGCAGGGUCAAAUGCAGUCGCAACCCCAGUCGCAACAAUACCAGCAGCAGAGCUCCGACAUGUAUCACAACCAUCAAGCUAGUUCUGCACCGAUGAACGCACCCUCGAUGCAGACAAUGGACCAUCACUCUACCCAGGGACAGACGUCGCAUGUGCCACAAGCCCCCAUCGGAUCGCCCAUGCCCCCAAUGGCCUCGGUAGGCCAGUACAUGACGGGUUAUCCAAACAACGUUGGGCAAAUGGGAAUGAAUUCGAGUGCGCAAAUGCGGUACCAACUACCAGGAGACCCGAACAAGAUGCUCUCUGGCGGCCGACAUAAGAAGGAAGUCAAGCGCAGAACCAAGACAGGUUGUUUAACAUGUCGAAAACGGAGAAUCAAGUGCGACGAAGGCCAUCCCGUCUGCCGAAACUGCGUCAAAAGUAAACGUGAAUGUUUAGGUUACGAUCCGGUCUUUAAACAACAACCGACUCCUUCUGCUAUACAACCAGCUCCGAACCCACAUCCGUCGCUGGUGGUCAACCCGCAAGAUCCUUCCACCUCGUCGUCGACCCCCACAUACCCUUCUGCUCCUCCGGGUUACGUGCCUGCGGUCUCUCAGCCUUUUGCUCCGUCCGAGUCUCCCAGCACGUCCACCGAGAGAUACGAUUACGGCGCGCAGAUCGAUCCAACAUUGGACGGAAACAACUCUUCGAACAUGGCCAGUGUGCAGAAUGCUGUAGAGGGUGGCUUGCAGCCGACUGUCAAUCCGGCGAACACCACGACAUCGUCGGACCCUACAAGCUUCAGAGUGAAGCAAGUCCAAAUCAGCGAUCUUCUGGCGCUGAGAGGGAUUCCUCCUCCCCCACCUCAUCCUAUUACUGCCAUUCAGCCGAACCGUCUAGAAGAAAUCAAGGCGGUGUUCCUUGCCACAUAUGCGCCUGCCAUUGACAAAUUCUUCGAGACGCGUUGGUUCCAGGAGAAGGCUUUGACUCACCUUUUGGCCAAUGCCCAGCUCAUGGCCGAGUAUUCGGCGCUAAUCGAGGCAUUCAACGAUCAGAACCUCAAUGACCCGAAUGUCAUCGCACGACUAGAAAGCUUUGAAGCAUCCGUGGUCUGGAGCUCCAUGACGUUAUGCCGUCAUGUUAUGAAUGUGUCGAAUGGAAGCCAUGGCCAAGAUUAUGAUUUAUUAGCCGCUUCUAAACGACUGGACGUCAUUGAGGCCAUGAUCACGGGCGAACAUCUGGACUCGAAUCCCUUGGCACAGUUUCCUCCCAGAGAAACGCCCACAAAUCCCCCGUGUCUAUCGGAUCAGUUAGCGCAACGAUCGCUGGAUUUCUGGAGCGCAGUUGGCCACUUUCUUACUCUCCAUGACAACGAGGCUAGUUCAGCCAAAGAGAUUGACGAUACACUGGGCCGUUGCCGCACGCUGUUGGAUACGUUUGAAAACCGUGAUGUGAUCUAUUCAAUCGCUAUUGCGCGUCAUCUCGGACAGCGCUGGGCAGAUUUCCCGCGCAGCUUCCCCCAACCCAUCACAACGAACGAGAAGGAUGCUGGAGCUAAGCUCUACGUUGCACAGAAGUUCCUCGAACAAGAAGCAGGUGGGAAAGGCACCACGCAAGUUAUCAAACGUAUUUGCGGUAUGGUGGUCCGUUCCUGGUUCGUAUCACGGGAGUAAAAAGUUAUCGGGCUUUGUCCGACUUGCAUUUGAUGACUCUGGCGUGGAUUUUGUACUAUGGGAGAAAGAGCCCUCGCACACUGCCGGCGAAGUUUUUUUUGGGGCUUUUUUUUAAUGAUGUUUAACUAGACCUGUUCUUUC